Messenger RNA from Rhagoletis zephyria (snowberry fruit fly), 501 nucleotides. NCBI's taxonomy places the organism in Eukaryota, Metazoa, Arthropoda, Insecta, Diptera, Tephritidae. The record is from RefSeq and is a predicted model, not a curated record.
AUGGCCUGCCACGUCGCCCUGCGUCGCCUGAUGUCCGAGUACAAGCAGCUGACGAUCAGCCCGCCGGAGGGCAUCGUCGCCGGCCCGCCCGACGAGGAGAACUUCUUUCUCUGGGAGGUCGCCCUCGCCGGGCCCGAGGAGUCCGCCUACGAGGGCGGCGUCUUCAGCGCCACCCUCUCCUUUCCGCCCGAUUACCCGCUCCUGCCGCCGGUGCUUCGCUUCACCAGCGAGAUGUUCCACCCGAACAUCUACCCCGACGGAACGGUCUGCGUCAGCCUGCUGCACCCGCCCGACGAGGACGUCUUCGGCUACGAGAAGCUAGCGGACCGGUGGUCGCCGACGAGGACCGUCGAGAAGAUCCUCCUCUCCGUCCUUCUCCUUCUGGCCGAGCCAAACGCCGAGUCGCCGGCCAACGUUGACGCGGCGAAGAUGUGGCGCGAGGACCGGGCGCAGUACAACGCUCUGGUCGCGGAGACGGUUCGAAAAUCGCUCGGUCUGUGA